Puccinia triticina is the source of this 822-nucleotide messenger RNA. RefSeq lists its product as uncharacterized. Gene Ontology annotation, cellular component: nucleolus; site of double-strand break; checkpoint clamp complex. The record is from RefSeq and is a predicted model, not a curated record. The coding region runs from base 1 to 822 and encodes 273 amino acids. Lineage: Eukaryota; Fungi; Basidiomycota; Pucciniomycetes; Pucciniales; Pucciniaceae. The transcript is spliced from 8 exons. Gene Ontology annotation, biological process: mitotic intra-S DNA damage checkpoint signaling; telomere maintenance; double-strand break repair via homologous recombination.
AUGAGACUUCGGGCCCAUCUAGCUAAUGUUGCCACGUUCACCAUUUCGACGGGCGACGACGAGGAUGGAUUGAGGAUCCACGGAACCAUCAAAGUCCCUGAACUGUUCGGCUCCACCUACUGCGUCGAGUCAAAUAUGAACAACAACAUCCAUGUCGAAGUCUCUACUCAAGCAUUUGCGAGCGCUGUUCGCCAGACUUCAAGUUCUCCCACCGAGAUCGUUAUUCGGCUGGCCAAGUUGGGAAGGACACCGUACAUGAGUUUUGUAGCCAAAACAGUCGGACGGAGUGGUGUGGAAUACCAAGUUGAACAGCAAGUGGUCGUGAAGGUCUUGAAGCCUCCCGACCUCAAGGACCUUCCAGAACUCAAAAUACCCACACCCGACACCAUCAUCGCCCUACCGAAAAUUAGCGAUCUCUGCAAGGUUGCCGAACGAUUAAAGAGCCUCUCAGAUUUAAUCACCAUUUCUGCCAGUCGCAACGGUGGAUUUCGACUGGGAAUCACUACUGAGCACGCUCGAGUUGAAACGGAAUGGCGAGGCUUGCACUCCUUCCACGCUCCAUCUACCCAAGUAACCCAAGACGGAACACCGAGGCCAACAUCCGCAUUCUAUGAGGUCACUGUCAAAUCUCGGGGAUUGCUAAGAUGUUUGCAUGCCAAUUUGGGCGAAGUUUCAAUGGCAUAUAUUUGCGAAGGGUCUUGUGUUGCCUUAUAUAACUUUGUUGGUGGUAACGCCCAGCUGAGUGGUAUCGAGGACGGUAGCGAACGGACGGGCUCGCUGGCUACCUAUUUGCCUGCCGUAAAUGAAGAUGUUGAUGACUAA